Ziziphus jujuba (common jujube) is the source of this 1466-nucleotide messenger RNA. RefSeq names its product short integuments 2, mitochondrial. NCBI's taxonomy places the organism in Eukaryota, Viridiplantae, Streptophyta, Magnoliopsida, Rosales, Rhamnaceae. The coding region runs from base 156 to 1274 and encodes 372 amino acids. The transcript is spliced from 7 exons. Gene Ontology annotation, cellular component: mitochondrion. The record is from RefSeq and is a predicted model, not a curated record. Gene Ontology annotation, molecular function: GTP binding; GTPase activity.
AUACUCUCCACCCUCCACCUUGGAAACUGUCGACACCGUUCUGUAGACGUCUUAGACGGGAUGUCUAAACCCUAAACCUCGGAGUGGCCAAGCCUGUCUUUCAAAGUUUCAGGUGGAGAAUUCUGUAAUUCUUGUGGUUAAGAGUUAAGACUAAAAUGGUAGGAAUAAGGGGGUUGGUGAAGAAGGGUUUGGGAGACAUGGGCUUCAACGCUGGCGGCGGAGCCAUCAAUUGGUUCCCAGGUCACAUGGCUGCAGCUACACGAGCCAUUAGAGACCGCCUUAAGCUAGCGGACCUGGUAAUUGAGGUCCGCGAUGCUCGCAUUCCCUUGUCGUCUUCCAACCAGGACCUUCAGUCUCACCUCUCCUCCAAACGCCGCCUCAUUGCCCUCAACAAGAAGGACCUUGCCAACCCCAAUAUCAUGCACAAAUGGAUUCGUUAUUUUGAUUCAUGCAAGCAAGAUUGCAUUCCCAUAAAUGCCCAUAGCAAGAGUUCUGUUAACAAGCUUCUUGAGCUUGUGGAGGUGAAAUUGAAGGAAGUUAUUUCAAGAGAACCUACACUUCUUGUUAUGGUUGUCGGCGUUCCUAAUGUUGGGAAAUCAGCUUUAAUUAACUCGAUCCAUCAAAUUGCGUCGUCUCGGUUUCCUGUGCAGAAGAUGAAGCGGGCUACAGUGGGUCCAUUGCCUGGUGUUACUCAAGACAUUGCUGGAUAUAAGAUUGCUCACCAGCCUAGCAUAUAUGUACUGGACACUCCAGGUGUCCUGGUUCCAAGUAUUGCAGAUAUAGAGAUCGGCUUAAAGCUUGCUCUCUCAGGGUCAGUGAAAGAUUCUGUGGUGGGGGAGGAGCGUAUUGCUCAGUAUUUACUUGCUGUUCUAAAUACGCGAGGAACUCCUCUUCACUGGAAAAGCUCAAACAGUCGAAGAAUGGAGGGCAUUCAAAAUGAAUUUGCUGAAAAAGUUGAAUAUAGCCUUAAAAAUUUACGUACAAGGAGGAAGCCAGCAAAUAAUUCUGGUGUUUUGUACAUUGAGGAUCUUGCUGCCGAAGUACAAAAUGCACUGUAUUCGACUCUUGCAGAAUUUAAUGGCGAUGUAGGAGAUGAAAAUGACUUGGAGAGACUCAUAGAGCAACAGUUUGAGUCACUGCAGAAGGCACUGAAUAUACCUCAUAAGGCGUCUGAAGGUCGUUUAAUGGUAUCCAAGAAGUUCCUUACGUUAUUCAGGGCAGGUAAACUUGGCCCCUUUAUCCUUGAUGAUGUUCCCGACACUAAUACCUCAUGAUGUCAUUUCUAUUUUCUAGCGUGUAAAAAUCUAUUAAUCUAUAUAGUUUCAUUGGUUCGCUUUGUAUAUCUGGUGAUUUUAUUUGUGCUUUUGAGCAAUUUUUGUUGAUAUUAUUAAUUUUAUUAGUAAGUGGAUCUUAAUAUAGGCAUCUAGGAACUGAUAAGCAGUCUUCUCUUGCUUCUUUCUCCAAUA